AUGUUGAAUCUCCAAAAGCGAAUCAAUGGUGUUGAUGAGGAUCGGAACUACAAAAAGAUGCACACACAGAUUCGAGACAAGUUGCUGGCACAAGAAGUGAAAGAUCUGGAGAUGAACCUUCGCAAUCAGAACGUGUGUCGAAUUCGCUUCCCCAUGUCUCCGGCUCUUCACGAAAUUGAGCUCAGCAUUACUCCAACCGAAGGACUGUACAAAGGAGGAACUUUCCGCUUUCACAUCACUGUGCCUAUCGAAUACAACGCUGUACCACCUCAAGUGAAAUGUUUGACGAGGAUUUGGCAUCCAAAUAUUAACGAAGAUGGAGCAAUUUGUCUCUCAUUGCUGCGAGAGAAUUCGGUUGAUGAUUUUGGAUGGCGACCCACCAGGAAUCUUCUUGAAGUUGUUCACGGAUUACAAUCACUCUUCGGUGAUCUGAUGGACUUUGACGAUGCUCUGAACAUGGAAGCUGCUCGCCAGUACAGCACAAAACGAUCCGAGUAUGACAACAAAGUUCGGGAAUACCUCCAACGCUAUGCUAAA
Messenger RNA from Mesorhabditis belari, 537 nucleotides. The record is from the annotation of a GenBank genome assembly. NCBI's taxonomy places the organism in Eukaryota, Metazoa, Nematoda, Chromadorea, Rhabditida, Rhabditidae.